Messenger RNA from Fonsecaea nubica, 912 nucleotides. RefSeq lists its product as hypothetical. The record is from RefSeq and is a predicted model, not a curated record. NCBI's taxonomy places the organism in Eukaryota, Fungi, Ascomycota, Eurotiomycetes, Chaetothyriales, Herpotrichiellaceae. Bases 1 to 912 code for a protein of 303 amino acids. The transcript has 2 exons.
AUGUCCAAACCCACCGUUUCCGCCUACGUCGUCCACAUCGACAGCCCGGACAAAAGCCAGAGCUUCCGCGAGCACCCGGUCCUCGACUUCCUCUUCGACCACCAAGAGGCCUUUGACCAGGGCGACAUGAAGACGGGGCCCUACACGGGCUACCACACCGACGACUUUGUCUUCACCAAGGCCGACGGCACGGUUUUUCCGCCCGGCGAGGCGUCGUGGCAGGGCUGGCUGGCGGGCUACGCGCCCUUCACGGAACACCUCCACCAGCCGCGGUACUGCUGCGUGUACGAGCGUGGUGAUGGAAGCGGGUGGGAGAUGAUGGGCGUGGCGCACGUCUUUGCCAACCUCGCCGCGCCGGGCGAGAAGACCAAGGAGGAUCUGUCCGGGCGGCGGUGGGAUGUGGUCGUGCCGGGCGCGUUCCUCUUCAAUUGCGUCAAGGAUCCGAGUGGCCCAAAGGGGUUCAAGGUCAAGUCGAUGACACUCUAUGGCGACGGUACGCCCGUGCUCGCCGAGAUGGUGAAGCGCGGGAUGGUCAAGCCGGAGGAUUUGGCGGGGCUCCUAGCUAGGCCCCAUGCGGUGAUAAACCUACCAUUCUAUGCGGCGGCCGAGACAUUACCGUCGUCGUGCUUGCCGAAUCCCAAAGGUCCACGCGCUCUUCAGGACGGGUUGAGCAGUAAAUGCUACAUCAUCAUGGAACGGGUGACGGGGACCACCACUCUGCAAGAGAUGUGGCCUUCUCUGCACCACGACGGGAAGGAAGCGGUCUCAGCCAAAAUCGAAAGAUACAUCGACGAGUUCCGCUCAAUCCCGUCGCCAAAGGCUUAUUGCAGCGUGGGCAACAGACCCCUCCGUGAUGCUCUCUUCUGCACCGGUUUGAGGACGAUUGGAAUGUGUGGGAUGAUCGAAUUCUAG